This is a messenger RNA of Amphiprion ocellaris (clown anemonefish), 2299 nucleotides long. Its product is annotated as phosphoglucomutase-1-like. The transcript has 11 exons. Lineage: Eukaryota; Metazoa; Chordata; Actinopteri; Pomacentridae. Gene Ontology annotation, molecular function: phosphoglucomutase activity. Gene Ontology annotation, cellular component: cytosol. Gene Ontology annotation, biological process: carbohydrate metabolic process. Bases 449 to 2143 code for a protein of 564 amino acids. The record is from RefSeq and is a predicted model, not a curated record.
AAAGGGUAAAUAUCCUCCCUUGAAAUAGUGUUUAACAGCUUUAAUGAGAGAAGUCAUCCUUCUUUUUGCAUAUCAUUAAUCUGAGCACAGCUGCAGCCCUUCACAGAUGGAUGAAUUGCUCCCAUAACACCUCAAUACUUCCACCGAGACACACCCAAACACACACUUCUUUGUGACUGCAGCCUUGACAGUGAUCUCCCUGCACAUGUGUGAAGGAGCGUCUUCAGUUACUCCCCCUGCCUCUGCACACACAUUAGUCUGAAAGGUUAUUUUGGGCUGCAGAAGGGCCCUGUGCUCCCAGUGAAAUAAUAGGAGGAGUCAAGCUCUUGCCUUUCCAUUCUGCUCCCCUGAAACGUUCCCCCCAUGUCAACCGACGGGGGGAUUUCCCUCUAAAUCACAGCUCUGCUCUCCAGGCUGCAGCUUUAGGUCAGAUCCUCAUUUUGAAACAAUGGAGAACAGUCCUCUGCAGGUGCUGACUGUCCCAACAGCCCCCUACCCCGACCAGAGACCCGGCACCAGCGGCCUCAGGAAGAAGGUUUACGUGUUUCAGUCCAGGAGGAACUAUUUGCACAACUUCAUCCAGAGUAUCUUCUCCUCCAUUGACCUGCGUGACCGCCAGGGUUCAACCAUGGUGGUGGGGGGAGACGGACGCUUCUUCAACCCAGCGGCUAUUGAGGUCAUUGUGCAGAUGGCAGCUGCCAACGGGGUGGGUCGCAUGAUCAUCGGACACCAUGGGAUCCUGUCCACGCCGGCCAUCUCCUGCCUGAUCAGGAAAUACAAAGCCAUCGGUGGCAUCGUCCCCACAGCCAGCCACAACCCCGGUGGACCUGAUGGAGACUUUGGCAUCAAGUUUAAUACUGCAAAUGGAGGCCCAGCCAAGGAAGCUGUCACAAGCAAGAUCUUUCAGAUCAGCAGAACCAUCGAGGAAUUUGCCAUCUGCCCUGGACUGCGAGUGGAUCUGACAACCCUGGGAAAACAGAUGUUUGAUCUGGAAAACAAGUUCAAACCCUUCACAGUGGAAAUUGUGGAUUCUGUGGAGUCCUAUGCAAACUUGUUGAGGAACAUCUUUGACUUUGCUGCUCUGAAGGAGCUUCUGUCUGGGAAGAACCACAUCAAGAUCAGAAUAGAUGCCAUGCACGGAGUGGCAGGACCAUAUGUGAGGAGGAUAAUGUGCGAAGAGCUCGGCUGUCCGGUCAACUCUGCCAUUAACUGUGUCCCUCUGGAGGACUUCGGGGGUCAACACCCAGAUCCAAACCCCAUGUACGCUACAGAUCUGGUUGACAGCAUGAAAGACGGACAGUAUGAUUUUGGUGCAGCAUUUGAUGGUGAUGGGGACCGUAACAUGAUCCUUGGUAAACGUGGGUUCUUCGUCACCCCAUCUGACUCUGUGGCUGUGAUUGCUGACAACAUCUUCUGCAUCCCGUACUUUCAGCACACAGGGGUGAGAGGUUUCGCUCGCAGCAUGCCCACAAGCGCAGCUUUAGACAGAGUAGCCAAAGCAACAAAAAUAGAGCUUUAUGAAACUCCUACUGGAUGGAAGUUCUUUGGGAACCUAAUGGAUGCAGGCAUGUUGUCUUUGUGUGGCGAGGAGAGCUUUGGUACAGGUGGAGACCACAUUCGUGAGAAGGAUGGACUUUGGGCUGUGCUGGCAUGGCUGUCCAUCCUCGCCACCAGAAAGCAGAGUGUGGAGGAUAUUCUGAAGGACCACUGGCUGAAAUAUGGAAGAAACUACUUCACCAGAUAUGACUAUGAGAAUGUAGACAUAGAUGCAGCCUGUGAGAUGAUGGAGGAUUUGGAGAUUAUGAUCUCCGACAAGUCCUUCGUGAAGCAGAGGUUUGCUGUAGAAGACAAAAUCUACCAAGUGGAAAAAGCCGACAACUUUGAGUACACAGACCCAGUAGACAGCACCAUCUCCAGGAACCAGGGGCUGCGGAUAAUCUUCUCGGAUGGCUCUCGGAUCAUCUACAGACUCAGUGGGACAGGAAGUGACGGGGCAACGGUUCGAAUUUACAUUGACAGCUAUGAGAAGGAGCAGAUUUUUGAGGACACACAGGUGAUGCUGGCACCCCUUGCAACUAUAGCGCUAAAGAUUUCUCAGCUUCAUCACAGAACAGGCCGAAGUGGCCCAUCACUCAUUACAUGAUUCCUCCUAUACUUUACUGCAUCUCUGCUUAAGUUUUUUCUUGUUUUUCUGCCUUGAUUUUUGUAUAAACACCGCCUUGAUUCCAUGUGUAGAUUUAAUACGCCACAGUGUGCAUUUAAACCAAUAUGUAACACAUUAAACAGCUUUAUAUUUUUG